Amyelois transitella is the source of this 1531-nucleotide messenger RNA. RefSeq names its product thioredoxin reductase-like selenoprotein T homolog CG3887 (gene SelT). The coding region runs from base 197 to 817 and encodes 206 amino acids. NCBI's taxonomy places the organism in Eukaryota, Metazoa, Arthropoda, Insecta, Lepidoptera, Pyralidae. Gene Ontology annotation, biological process: cell redox homeostasis. Gene Ontology annotation, cellular component: endoplasmic reticulum membrane. Gene Ontology annotation, molecular function: thioredoxin-disulfide reductase (NADPH) activity. The transcript is spliced from 3 exons. The record is from RefSeq and is a predicted model, not a curated record.
UUUGAUUUGAUCAACUUUGAAGUCACGCUACCUGCUUGUUGUCUAAUCUCAUUUCUCAAUUGCAUUUUAUCAAUUUGUCACAGUAAUUUCGUGAAUAUUUUAAUGUAUAAUUUUUUGCAGAUUAAUUAUAUUAGUGUUUAUAGACAAGUAAAAAUAAUAAUUGGCAAUAUUGAGUGAUAUAUCUUUUACUGAAUUCAUGAUGUCAUAUUCCGCUAAUUUUGGACUGUCUCUAAGCAUUAGUGCAAUUUUCAUUACUUGUUUCAUAUUAUCUGCUGAUAAUAAUUAUGUUCGAGCUAAUGAAAAUGAUGCAGAAAGUAUUACAAAGAUUGGACAAGGGGUAGGACACAUCAUGAAUAUUUAUUAUUGUUACUCUUGUGGAUAUAGAAAAGUUUUUGAGGAUUAUGCGGGCAUUAUACAACAGAAAUAUCCUGGGAUCUCUGUGAUAGGAGCAAAUUAUGAUCCGCCAGGCCUCAAUAUGUAUCUGUCAAGAAUGAUAGGUCUUGGAAAGAUGAUUUUGAUCAUGUGUAUACUAAGUGGAGUUAACAUAUUUGCUUGGUUAAACAAGCCACAACCUUCAUGGUGGACCUGGUGCUUGGAAAAUAAACUCUAUGCAUGCAUGAUGAUGUUCUUCUUAGCAAACAUGAUUGAGGGUCAACUUGUUUCUUCUGGAGCAUUUGAAAUAUCUCUUAACAAUAUACCCCUAUGGUCAAAAUUAGAAACUGGCAGAAUUCCCCAACCACCAGAAUUAUUCCAAAUAAUUGAUAAUACAUUGCAGUUUUCAAAAGUUGACAUGCCAAAUAAUAAUUUUGUACAAUAAUAUGCUUUUUUUCUUAUUUCUGUUUAAUUGUAUUCAAUGGCUGACUAAAAGGAGCAGCAGGUUGUGGUGUCGUUUUAGUGAGAAUAUAAACAAACUUGUCAUGUAUAAUGAGAUGGAUAAAUUAGAAAUUACAAAUAGUUAAUAAGUAUAGAAGUUACUUUAUUAUAAAAUAUAGACAUAAAAGGACCAUUGAGGGUCAGCGCCAAGAGCAAUUAGCAAACUUCAGAUAUUACUUAAUUGUUUCUGUUAAAUGACAGACAAAGAUUUUGUUGUUCUUUUUUGCAAUAUGACAAUUAAUAAAAUCUUAAAAAAAUUAAAAUGCAUUUAUAGUAUUUCAUUGUUUUUCUCAGCAAACAUCAAGAUUUAAGAUUUGUACAAAUUAAAUGAUUAGUAAUGUAAAGAAAUUAUAAAGCUUUUGAAUUAUUCCAAUAAAGGCUUGGCAAUGAGUGAUUGAACCAUCAGCGCUGGCUCCAUUUAUAUCCAACUACAAAAGGCAGGUUAUUUAGAUUAUUUUGUUGAAAACAUCAAAGUCAAAUUUUCAAACAAGUAUUACACUUGCAGAAGUGCAUCUAUUAUGUUGUAUAAAUAUUUGCAUAUUCACACAGUUUUACAGUAUAAAAUUGUCUAGUCACAGUAUACAAUAGAUGUUCUUUGCUCAUUCAUAUUGCGAAAUUUGAAGUUGUAAACCCCUCAGAAAUAAAUAUUUAGAAUAUU